Molecule: messenger RNA, 2124 nt
Organism: Capsella rubella
Lineage: Eukaryota; Viridiplantae; Streptophyta; Magnoliopsida; Brassicales; Brassicaceae
Product: probable endo-1,3(4)-beta-glucanase ARB_01444
Exons: 3
Coding region: 1-2013 (670 amino acids)
Molecular function (GO): endo-1,3(4)-beta-glucanase activity
Source: RefSeq, a predicted model, not a curated record
AUGCGGAAACCAAAGGACCGUCGGCGGUCUUUUCUCUUCCCGGAAACCAAAUCCUCUGUUUUACCGGAGCCAGCUCGUUUCUUCAGCAAGGACCUCCUCUCUCACCCUCUUCCCACAAACUCCUUCUUUCAAAACUUCACACUAAAAAACGGUGACCAGGCUGAGUAUAUCCACCCUUACCUCAUCAAAUCCGUUGAUUCCUCUCUCUCCAUUUCAUACCCAUCUCUGUUUCAAAUUUCUGAUUACAUCUACGAGGUUUUCAAAGCCGACCUCAUCAUCUCCGGGUCAGACAAACCCAAUCCCCAUUCUCGAAAGUCGCAUCUGAUCUCUUCGUUCAGUGACCUCGGGGUCACUCUGGAUUUCCCUUCCUCUAAUCUCAGCUUCUUCCUCGUCAGAGGAAGCCCGUUUGUUACCUGCUCUGUCUCCGAUAACUUGAUCAAUAUCUCAACGAGCCAUGGGGUUAGGUCAUUUUCCGGGAAUAGCUCCUCUACUAGAUUCUCAGCGAAUCUCACCAACAACCAGAAAUGGUUGAUUUACGCCUCCUCGCCAAUUAAUCUAACCAAACACGGCGACUCCUCGAUCAAAUGCCGUGGUGAGUUUACGGGUAUACUCCGAAUCGCCGUGUUACCGGGUUCGAAUAGAGAUUUUGAAACGACUCUCGACCGGUUCAGUUGCUGUUACCCAGUUUCUGGUGAGGCUGAUUUCAUAAAGCCGUUUGCUUUGGAGUAUAAGUGGCAGAAGAGAGGCUCUGGAGAUCUGCUGAUGCUUGCUCAUCCUCUCCAUCUCCAACUUUUGGCAAAAGACGAUCGUUCAAUCACCGUUUUAGACAAGUUCCGGUACAAAAGCAUCGACGGCGAUUUGGUAGGCGUUGUCGGAGACUCAUGGGUACUUAAACCGGAACCUGUUUCAGUGACUUGGCACUCCAUCAGAGGGGUCAACAAAGAUGCGUACAACGAGAUCAUCUCGGCUCUCGUCAAAGACGUUAACGGUUUGAAUUCUUCAGCUAAGGUCACGAGUUCGUCGUAUUUCUACGGGAAGCUAAUCGCCAGAGCAGCGAGGUUGGUUUUAAUAGCCGAAGAAGUUUGCUAUCUCGAUUUGAUUCCAAAGGUCAUAACUUAUCUGAAGAACAUGAUAGAGCCUUGGUUAGACGGGAGUUUCAAACCAAACGGGUUUUUGUAUGAUCCCAAAUGGGGAGGUUUAGUCACUAAACAAGGAUCAGAAGAUUCGCAUGCAGAUUUUGGAUUCGGUAUAUAUAACGACCACCAUUACCACCUAGGUUACUUUCUCUACGCUAUUGCCGUGCUCGCUAAGACAGAUCCUUUGUGGGGAAAGAGAUACAGAGCUAAAGUGUAUUCUCUAAUGGCGGAUUUCAUGACAUUGGGGAAAAAUGGUGAUCAUUCAACUUCUAGUUAUCCGCGUUUGAGAAACUUUGAUCUUUACAAGCUACACUCUUGGGCUGGCGGGUUAACUGAGUUCUGGGACGGCCGGAACCAAGAGAGCACUAGCGAGGCCGUUAACGCUUAUUACUCUGCCGCUUUGAUAGGUUUAGCUUACGGCGACGCACAUCUGGUGGAGACGGCUUCCACGAUCAUGACGCUUGAGAUACACGCUGCGAAAAUGUGGUGGCAGGUGAAGGAAGGUGACGCUCUGUACCCUAAAGAUUUCACGGCGGAGAAUCGUGUGGUUGGUGUUUUAUGGUCUACAAAGAGAGAUUCUAGUUUAUGGUUCGGGCCUAAGGAGUGGAAAGAGUGUAGGCUUGGUAUACAAUUAUUACCUAUACUUCCGGUGUCGGAAAUCCUCUUCUCCGAUUUAAAAUUCGUGAAGCAGCUCGUGAACUGGACUUUGCCUGCGUUGCAUAGAAACGGCGUUGGUGAAGGCUGGAACGGAUUCGUGUAUGCUUUGGAAAGUCUUUACAACAAGGACGGCGCUCUUAAGAAGAUACAGAGUUUACAUAAGUUUGAUGAUGGAAACUCUCUGAGUAAUCUUUUGUGGUGGGUUCACAGUAGAGACUGAAGUCUUGGCGGUGGUAUGGAAAAUAUUGCUCGUUUGUUCAUUGUUGUUGUUCACUUUCUGGUUGUUUUAACUGAUGUUGCUUUGUUUAACAAAACUUGGUUAAUCUCAUCA